Messenger RNA from Pygoscelis adeliae (Adelie penguin), 1422 nucleotides. It is a transcript of the gene PDCD7, whose product is annotated as programmed cell death 7. The transcript has 6 exons. Bases 1 to 654 code for a protein of 217 amino acids. Lineage: Eukaryota; Metazoa; Chordata; Aves; Sphenisciformes; Spheniscidae. The record is from RefSeq and is a predicted model, not a curated record.
AUGAAAGAACGGGAGGCCAAGAUCGACCAGUGGAGGGCCAAGUGCAUCCAGGAGGUGGAGGAGAAGAACCGGGAACGAGAACUUAAGGCUGCCGCAGACAGUGUCUUAUCUGAAGUACGGAAGAAACAAGCAGACACAAAGAGGAUGGUGGACAUCCUGCGUGCAUUAGAAAAGCUUCGGAAACUGAGAAAAGAGGCUGCUGGCAGGAAAGGUGUUUGUCCACCCCCCUCAGCAGAUGAAGCAUUUGAAAAUCAGGUGGAGAGUCUCAAAACGUUGCUCAAAAAUCGCACAGAGCUGUAUGAAGCUGAAGAGAGAGCAUUAAGAGUUAUGUUGGAGGGAGAACAGGAGGAGGAAAGGAAGAGAGAAAUGGAAAAGAAACAGAAGAAGGAAAGGGAAAAACUGCUACAGCAGAAACUUGAAAUUGAUUCCAAGCUGUUUGGGGAUCCAGAUGAAUUUCCUCUAGCCCAUCUAUUGCAGCCCUUCAGAGAAUAUUACUUACAAGCUGAGCAUUCUGUAGCAGCUCUAAUCCAGAUCAGGCAUGAAUGGGAUCAGUACUUGGUGCCAGCUGAUCACCCUGAAGGAAGCUGCAUCCCUCCAGGAUGGGUUCUUCCGAGUGUCCCCACAAAUGACACUUGGGCCACUGCUGUCAGAUAAUUUAGUAAUAAAUUAUUCUAACGUUGGAGGAAUGUUUCAUUAUAAUUGCGUGUGUACCUGUGAGAGGGUCCGAAGAGGAAGUCUCCUCCUCUGUUUCGGUAGCCAGGUACUGGAAUGUCUUGAAGAAAAGUGUAAGAACUGUUCUUGCCAUCUGACUCCGCAGGGAAAUACCUGUGCAAGCCCAAAGCUGCUAGGCCUCUCGUGGCGGAAUCACAAUCCCGCUGCGAGUUUUUGUUAACAAAUCUCAGUAAAGAAACAUUGCUGGCAAGGGUAUUUGUGCCAGUAUUAACAUCCUGGUUUUAGUGGCUUUUAUCUUUAUAAGCCUAAAUCCAGAUGAUGAAAUCUCCAGAAAUAAAGAAGUUUAAAAAAAGAGAGAGAUCAUUAGUAAACAUGUUUUUCUUCUUAAAUGAAGCAUGUCAAGCAUCACUGUCAAAAUAGUUCCUGUAUUUUUGUGUGUAGAAACGAACCUAUUACAAGUUUAAACAUUCUGAAGUACAAACAAGACAGGGUUUUUCAAGGUUGAUUAAAGCAGCUGUUGACAUUUUAUGUUUGUGGACUAAAACUGGUACCACAACAUGGAAAAAAUUCUCAGUUGUGGUGAAAUAGGUCAGACAGCCAUGUGAAUAUAUAUAAAUUCGAUGAAUAAGCCUGCUGGAAAAAAAACAAUAAAAUCUGAAGUCUAACCUACUGUAAUUGGUUUUGCCUAUAUAGCUAUUUUUGUAUAGGGACAGAUGAUGUAUAUAAUAUUUGAUUAAAAAACACAGCUCU